This is a messenger RNA of Closterium sp. Naga37s-1, 561 nucleotides long. The record is from the annotation of a GenBank genome assembly. Lineage: Eukaryota; Viridiplantae; Streptophyta; Zygnematophyceae; Desmidiales; Closteriaceae.
AUGGCGGGAUUCUACGCGCUGCUGUGGGCAGCCGCGGGAACGAACCUCGUGCGCAGCCUGGCGCAGGUGAGGCGCGGAAUGGCGCAGGUGAGGCGUGGAAUGGCGCAGGUGAGGCGCGGAACGGCGCAGGUGAGGCGCGGAAUGGCGCAGGUGAGGCAUGGAACGGCGCAGGUGGACGGCAUGCGCGUUUUGCAGGUGGACGGCAUGCGCGUUUGGCAGGUGGACGGCAUGCGCGUUUUGCAGGUGGACGGCUGCGACGAGCUGAAAGGGGCUCGGCUUGGGUCGACGAGACGAGCCUGGAUGAGGAAGAAGUUGGGCUCGGCUUGCCACUGUGACGAGCGCAGGUUCUCCGUGCUCACCCUCUUACGUUCCCUCUCGCUGCCUCUCCCCGCCCAGCUGCUGCUGCUCUCACCAGAUGAGGCUGCUGCGCCGGCCACCAGCAGCGCAUGGCUGAGCGGGGCGUGGCUGGCGGCGGGGUGGGUGGUGGGGGCGCUGGAGGCGGCCAUGCUGCGCACCGCUGUCAUCGCUGCCAUCCUCGCUGGCGCUGACGUGGCAGUCAAG